Messenger RNA from Rhineura floridana, 4068 nucleotides. It is a transcript of the gene ZBTB10, whose product is annotated as zinc finger and BTB domain containing 10. Gene Ontology annotation, molecular function: DNA-binding transcription factor activity, RNA polymerase II-specific; RNA polymerase II cis-regulatory region sequence-specific DNA binding; protein binding. Gene Ontology annotation, biological process: regulation of transcription by RNA polymerase II. The record is from RefSeq and is a predicted model, not a curated record. The transcript is spliced from 5 exons. Lineage: Eukaryota; Metazoa; Chordata; Lepidosauria; Squamata; Rhineuridae. Bases 606 to 3080 code for a protein of 824 amino acids.
GUGGCUUUCCGAGGAGGAGGAGGCGGGCUCGCGCACAGAAAGUCCUGCCAACUCGCGGCGAGGCGGUGUAGCCCAAUGGACGCGCAUGACGUGAGCGCGCACUAAAACCUGACACUCGCCAGCUGUUCGGGCUCCUCCUCGCCCCCCUUCCCCCUCUCUCCUCCCUUCCCCCGCGGCGUCGGCGGCUGCUGCCGCCCCAGUGCAUUGUGGGCGCAGUCCGUUGUUCAUUUGCCAUUCGACCUGGGCCAAGGCCUGUUGGGGCGGAAGGACUGCUGUUGCUGGCUGAGUCGGAUCCAUUGUGGGAGAGAGCUUGAGGACAAGGCAGCGACAGCGACACAGGCUAGAGCACUUGGAUCAGAUUUCCCUCUGUUUCCUCCUCCCCACACAAUUUCUUUAAAGAAUUUUUUUUCGGAAAGGCUGGCAGAGUGACUAGAACCUAACCGGGACGGUGGGUGGGUUGGUCCUCUCUGCCUCCGCCUUUAGCAGUCACAGCGCUCAGUUAGGAGGGGGAAGGGGGGCAGUUGAGCGCGAGGCAGAAAGGGGGCAGCGCGAGGGAGGGAGGGAGGGAGCCAGGCGGGCGGGGGGCGCGCUCGCGCUCGCCCGCCAUGUUCGCCGAGAUGAACCGCAGGACCUUGGCGUUCCGGGGGGGUGGCCUGGUCAGCGCCACCGCCGCAGUUGGGGGAGGAGGAGGAGGCCCGACAGCUAACGGCAACAGCGGGGGCGGCGGUGCGAGCGAGGCCUGGGUCCGUCAGGAGGCCGAGCAGCUGAACGGCCAGGGGGUGGAGGAGGAAGUAGAGCUGGAGACCGUGGAGCUCGAGCUGGAAGCCACGGACGCUGGCGGGAAGGAGCUCUUGCUCUUGCCGACCACCCCUCCGGACUCGGCAGGCGCCGCUGCCCCCCCAGUUGGCCCUAUGUUCGCCGAAAGAAACCGUCGGACUUUGGCCUUCCGCGGGGGCGGCUCGGGGGCGGCGACGGCAGCGAACAAUGGCUGCGAGGUGGCGGGGGCGGCCUGGUCGCGGCGGCCGUUGAACGGCCGGGGGGGCGGUGGCGAAGAGGAGGAGCUGGAGCUGGAGGGCUUGCUGGAGGGGAAGGAGCUGGUGCAGGACGGGGGGUCGCUGAGCGACAGCAGUGAAGACGAAGAGGACGGCGAGGGGGGCAGCCUGGGCGAUGGCAGCGGCGCCGAGGGGGGCAGCUGCAGCAGCAGUAGGAGGUCCGGGGUGGACGAGGCGGAGGUCAGCAGCGUAGGCGCGGGGGAGGGGGAAAGCAUCCAACACUUCCCGCUGGCGGCCCGGCCCAAAUCCCUCCUGCAGAAGCUGCACGUCUCCUUCCAGAGUGCCUGGCUCAAGGAGUUCCCAUGGCUGCAAUAUUGCCAACAGACAGGGCUCGUGUCAUGCGCAUGGUGCGCCGCCGCUUCUACAAACAUCUCCGUAGAUGGUGGCAGCAGCAACAACAGCGGUGGCGGCGGAGGGCACGACGAGCUCUGCAAGGGCACUCGCAACUGCAAACGCGCCCUACUUCUCAGGCAUCAUAUCUCGACCGAGCAUCGUCUCAACGAACCUGUCACUGCUGAUCAGGAAUCAGAAAUAACAUCGGAAUUGGUUAAUGAGAGAGAUUGUGAUUACAACAUUAGGCCGAAUGAGAACUCUUACUGCUAUCAACUUUUACAAGAAUUAAAUGAACAGAGAAAAAAGGGCAUUCUUUGUGAUGUCAAUAUUGUGGUGAGUGGAAGGGUCUUCAGAGCUCACAAAAACAUCUUGGUUGCAGGCAGCCGUUUCUUCAAAACUCUAUAUUGCUUUACAAACAAAGAAAGCCGUAACCAAACCACUGUUACCUACUUAGAUGUUGUUGCUGUUCAAGGCUUCUCUGUCAUCUUGGACUUCCUGUAUUCCGGCAACCUUGUGCUUACAAGCCAGAAUGCAAUUGAAGUAAUGUCAGUGGCCAGCUACCUUCAAAUGACAGAAGUUGUCCAGUCCUGUCGCAAUUUUAUCAAAGAUGCCUUAAACAUAAGCAUAAAAUCAGAAGCCCCAGAAGCUGUCGUUGUGGAUUACAAUAGAAGGUCCGUUAGUAGGGAUGGAUUGUCUUCAAGGGAUCAGAAAGUUGCUAGUUUUUGGGCCACACGAAAUCUUACUAACUUGGCAAGCAGUAUAAAAACGGAAAAUGAUGGCUACUGCAUAGAUGAGAGCCAAUCUGAAAAUUACCAAAUGAACGAUUGGGUCCAGGACAGUUCACCUGAAAUGGCUGAAAAUGAGUCUCAAGGGGAGGGAAAGGUUUUUGUAUGGAAUGAUAUGAGCUCUCAGGGACAAUCACUUCAAGAACCUGGAAAAGCAAGAAGGAAAAACCAAACUGCAAAAAGAUUUGUUUACAAUAUACCACCCAAUAAUGAAGAAACGUUAGAAGAAUGUGCAACUACUCAAACAUCAGUCCAGUACCCAGAAGAAGACUUGCAGUUUAUUAAAGAAGCAGGUACCUCAAAUGAUUUCAAGUUUGGAAUGUUUCCUGGUAUUUCAAGUGACUUCAAGUUUGGACUGUUGCCAGGUACUUCAAAUGAUUUCAAGUAUGGAUUGUUGCCUGAAUCCUGGCCAAAAGAAACCUGGGAAAAUGGUGAUUCUUCUUUAAUCAUGAACAAACUGAAGUGUCCACACUGUAACUACGUAGCCAAAUACAGAAGAACACUAAAGAGACAUUUGCUCAUUCAUACAGGAGUGAGAUCUUUUAGCUGUGACAUUUGUGGAAAGCUGUUUACUCGUAGAGAACAUGUAAAGAGGCAUUCCUUGGUUCAUAAAAAGGAUAAAAAGUACAAAUGUAUGGUGUGUAAGAAGAUUUUCAUGCUAGCAGCCAGUGUUGGAAUAAGACAUGGAUCUCGACGUUACGGUGUUUGUGUUGACUGUGCGGAUAAAUCUCAACCAGGAGGGCAAGAGGGAGUAGACCAGGUACAGGACACAGAUUUUCCCAGAGAUGAGGAGUUUGAAGAAAACGAAGUGGGGGAAGCUGAUGAAGAGCUGCCCGAUGAUGUAGAAGAACAGAAUGACCAGACUCGAUGGGAUGAAUCUGGGGAAGUCUGUGUGCCUUUAGAAGACUGAGGCGGCUUGAUCUUCUUAAAUGCUCUAUUUGGACAUCAUAUGGAUUGACCAUGUUGAGUUUUUGACUGAAGGCUUGGAAAAUAUGGUACAGGCUGGAUGGAAGUUAUGUUGCUGUGAAAAUUGUAGGGUCAAAGCCUUAUAGCAAAAAAGGAUUAUUAAUUUUUUUAAAUAUUUGCACAGGACUGUAAAGCAUACAGCUAUUUGGUUGAAUCAUAGAGUCCUCACAUCUACAGUCAAUUAUCAAAAGAAAUGUAUUUUUUAUUAUUUAUAGGAUAUAGCUAUUUGGGUCCUAAUCAAGCAUAGUAAUAACUGUGCUUGUGUUACACAUUCGUGUGUCCUUUAACACGAAUGAAGCAAAUUGCAAUCUUUGGAGUAGGCUCCUUUGAGAUUCCAAUCAUAGUGUAUGAACAAAAUGUGGCUAAUUUGGGCUAGUGGCUCAUGUUUCCUAAAAGGGUUUUUUCCAUAUCUCCCUUGCCUUCCCUUCAAUGGUUUAAAUAUCAGCAUCUUGAUGACAGUUUUGUCAGGAUGUGGUUUAGCUGACAAGUCCUGGAGAAUUUAAUCAUUGUUAAUUUACUGACUUCCUGGUUUUUGAUAUCUUGAGUUUGCAAAAAGCUACUACUUUUUCACCAAAAAUACAAUAAUGAUUUAAAACUACAAGGAGGAUUGUGAUUGGAAUGAAAUAAUUUUCUCCUUGUCACUUAAAUAACUUUAUAUUUAGACACUUUCUGGCAUGGCUGCCCAUGUUUUAAUUUAUGUUUUCUUAGCACUAUUCCUAUUGGCUAUCAUUUUUAUUCACUACUGUAUACCUCAGUCCAUCACAAAGCUUAAAGAGUCCUAGAAUCUGAGGAGUGUCAUAGAUUUUUGUUUUGUUUAAAUAAUUCAACCCAAUUUGUCUGCUUUUGUCUAGUUUUAUCAUGUGGAAAAUUAGACAUGAGGCUGUCUUUUUUUUGUGCCCCAUUGCUCUUCAUUAAAGUGAACACAAAAUGAA